Molecule: messenger RNA, 2109 nt
Organism: Symsagittifera roscoffensis
Lineage: Eukaryota; Metazoa; Xenacoelomorpha; Acoela; Convolutidae
Product: origin recognition complex subunit 1-like
Exons: 3
Coding region: 3-1973 (656 amino acids)
Biological process (GO): mitotic DNA replication checkpoint signaling; DNA replication initiation
Cellular component (GO): nuclear origin of replication recognition complex
Molecular function (GO): ATP hydrolysis activity; ATP binding; DNA replication origin binding
Source: RefSeq, a predicted model, not a curated record
AAAUGCCGUUCACGUCCAAUCAGUUGAACUCUACAAAAAUUUCAACUGGUGUUAUUCUUAAGAUUGGAUCCUUUGUGACAUUAAAAGCAAAAAAUGGACUCUUCUACAAAGUUAAAAGGAUAAUGAAUGAUGAUAAUUGUGUAAAAAUUGAAGGCUCAAAAUACGUCAUUUCUGACUUACUACUGGAUGCUUUUACUAAAUUUGGAGUCAAGCCAUUAGUUAACGAAAUUGUGAAAUUGGGCGAUGUUUCGCCUAUUAAAGCGGGCAUCUCAGAAGUCAAAGUCGUCGUUGUAGUUAAUUCAUUGGACCUUUUUUCGGAGAAACCGGAACAGUCUAAAAACGAAUAUUGUCUGAGAUUCACAAGUUCUAAAGGCGAACUGAAAGAGCUGCAGAGGUAUCUUCCGCAGACACCUAAGCUAAAAGAGGAAAAAUGUGACUUAAAAACUAGUAAAUAUUGGACACCUCGUAGUUGCAAAAAGAAGCUUGAAUACAGUGAAGAAAAAGAAAAUAUUUCGCCUCCCAAGCAGGCUAAACUAAAAGAGUCAAGAAAUUGGAGAGAAACUAAUAUGGUCCAGAAUUAUGAGCCUUGCAAGAGUGAUUCUGAGGAUAGUGAUAGCGAAGAUCAAUCAGAUGAAGCAAGACCAGAUGUCAGCUCCAGCUCUGAUGAAAUUGUCACCCAAAGUACGCAUUUAGCUCGAGUUCGACAGAGAAAGGUUCUAUCGAAGUCUCGCAGUCGCAAAACAAGAAUUUUCGCCAAAAAGUUAAACACUAAGCCAACUCAGGCGCAUUUGAAUCUUCUAAGCUACCGAGCUCCAUUAUCCGUGGAACUGGAACGAAUCUGCAGCCUAACGUGUGGUUUUGACAGGGCUUUGGCCAUGUUGCAAGUGUCUUCCGUGCCUCUUGAGCUUCCAUGUAGGGAGGUUGAGUUUGGAAACAUCUUUUCUUUUGUUCACGAUCACCUGAGAAAUGGAACCAGUGGCUGCAUUUAUGUCUCUGGAACUCCUGGCACCGGAAAAACUGCGACCGUGCUGGAAGCUGUUAACUACCUGUCUGACCUAUCCAAAGAGAAAGAGCUGCCAACGUUCAAGUACUUGGAAGUAAAUGGCAUGAAACUAACAGCUCCGCAGCAGGUUUACUCGGAGAUUUGGCAUCAACUCAAGUGUGUUUAUAUUGGAGCGGAUGCCGCCCUGGCGUCUUUGGAAGAAACUUUUCUCCGAGAACAUUCAUUUAACCGAGAGCCUGUUGUUUUACUUGUAGACGAAUUGGAUUUACUGCUGACUAGCAAGCAGGAUAUUUUGUACAACUUGUUCGAGUGGCCAUCGAGUAAAGCUAAGUCGAAAUUGAUUGUGGUGUGUAUUGCGAACACAAUGGAUCUGCCCGAGAGAGUGAUGAUGAAACGAGUGUCGAGCAGACUCGGAAUGAGCAGAGUCGUUUUCCAACCAUACACACACGGGCAGCUAAAGCAAAUUAUCUCAUCGCGAGUUCAAUCCAGCGGAGUGUUCACAGAGAGUGCAAUUGAAUUUGCGGCCAGAAAAAUGUCAGCCUUGUCUGGAGAUGCGAGGAGAUCCCUGGAUAUAUGUAGAAGAGCGACCGAACUGGCCCAGAGUAGCAACCAAAAACUUGUGAAUAUCAAUAACAUAACAGAUGCCUUCAACGAAAUGUUCUCAUCUAAGAAGUUGCAGGCUCUCAAAAAGUGUAACAUGCAUGAGAAGUUUCUUCUAAAAGCAAUUGUGAGCGAGUUUCGGAAGUGUGGUCUGGAAGAAGCGCAGAUGGUCAAUGUUUACACGCAGUACCGUACAGUUUGUAAUUUAGAAGGACAAAUACCUGUGGAACCGACGGUUUUGAUCAGACUGGCGGGAAAGUUGAACGCGAUGAAGUUGAUUGUGUUUUCAGGAAGCAAAUACGGACUGGCACAAAAAGUUAUUCUUGGCGUUUCCGUUGAUGACGUGAAUUUUGCACUUGCGAAAGAAUAAAGAGAAAACAAUUUAUAUGAAGCGUAAUUCAGUUAUUGAUAUUGACGCGAUGUUACGCGAUGAACUUAGAUGAUUCAUAUUGUUCUGUAAAACCUUGUUUUAAACCCAUUUUGAUUUUUGAAUUUUAUUUAAUUGA